Molecule: messenger RNA, 560 nt
Organism: Paramecium primaurelia
Lineage: Eukaryota; Ciliophora; Oligohymenophorea; Peniculida; Parameciidae
Source: the annotation of a GenBank genome assembly
AUGCUUAUAUCUUCAAGAUUGAAAGAAGUUUAUGACCAGGAUAAGAAGUACCAUUUUUAUUGUAAAAUCUUAUUUUAGUAACAAGUUAGUCAGGAAACUUAAUUACCUUUACAGAUUAGGCAUAACCAUUAAAAAUUUCUGUUUCUGUAAUUCUAUCAUGUCCAACAACGAAAAUUUAUAAAUCAGCUAUUCGGUUGUCCACGUCCCAUAUUCUGAUCCUAACUGUAUUUAUUUCAUAUGUUUGUAAAAAGUCAACAAUAAUAGAGGCAUGUAAUUCAAUGUAAAUAUGUCCAACAUAGUAUUCGAUAUAUGUAAAAUAGUAAAAAUUAUCCCUUAAAGGACUUGCAAAAGAGUCUGCAUAAUAAAAUUUGUUAAUUCUGGCUGUUGAAAUGAUUGCCCCAUUUUUUUCUGAAGCUACAUCUUAAUAAUUUCCUCUCAAACUUGAUUUGCUUUCAUAAUUUUUAGUACAUUAUGCAAAUUGUUUACUGAUUUAUAAGCUCCAUAUUAAUAUAAUAAAAUAUGCUUUCAUUUUUCUUAUUUCUUAGUAUUGUAAAUUAUGA